Venturia canescens is the source of this 4523-nucleotide messenger RNA. RefSeq lists its product as uncharacterized. Lineage: Eukaryota; Metazoa; Arthropoda; Insecta; Hymenoptera; Ichneumonidae. The coding region runs from base 102 to 4436 and encodes 1444 amino acids. The record is from RefSeq and is a predicted model, not a curated record. The transcript has 28 exons. Gene Ontology annotation, biological process: sensory perception of smell; detection of chemical stimulus involved in sensory perception of smell. Gene Ontology annotation, cellular component: plasma membrane. Gene Ontology annotation, molecular function: odorant binding; olfactory receptor activity.
CGCGGCAGCGUCGUGUUUUUCUUUAUACUUCCAUUUCAAUAAUAAAAUCACACGAAGCGUCGCGCAUCUGUCAUCGAUAAAGCUCCGAAGAUUUUACAUCAAUGGGUGAAAAUCCCAAAUACGUAUAUGCUUAUGGCUGGAAUCGUUUUAAUAUGGGCGUCAUCGGAGUUUGGCCCGAACAAAACGAGGGUUUUCUACUUCGUAAUCGUGCCUGGGCUUACUCACUUUUGAUAUUCGUUUUGAUAUGGAUUCCACAAUUUGCAAGUGUCUCCGUUUUUUGGGGAAAUCUCAAUGAGACUAUAGAGUGCCUCUCGACGAACGUUCCCGUUGGUGUUUCCGUCAUGAAAUUAGUGGUUUUUCGUUAUCAACGAAAAGUUUUAAAGAGUCUGCUGAAACUCGUUGAGGAAGAUUGGGCUCAACCGUGGACGAAAGAGCAGGAGGAAACUAUGAUGAGACCGACGAGAAUCAGUAGAGUGAUUUCUCUCCUUUCGGUAACUGUGACGAGUGGCUUACUCGUCGCUUACGUCGCUUCGGGGGUUUGGUUGGGUGUUCAAAAUUUCAAUAAUCCCAAUAUCGAUCCGCGUCUUUCGGUCGGUUUCCUCUACUCCGCCGUAUUCCCAUACGAUACUAGAAAAAUGAAAUGGUUCAUACCGACCUGGAUCCUUCAACUGGCCGGCACAUGGUUUUCUAUGAUCGCCUAUUCGGGUCCGGAUGCUUUCGUCGCUAUGCUCGUGCUUCACUUGUGCGGCCAACUCGCUGUUGUACGACUCAAUUUGAGAAAUAUCGUUGAUCAAUCGGAACCCAUGGAUCCGUCUGUGUUUCGGGUAAAACUCAGAUCCAUUGUCCAGAGACACGAGGAGCUCAACAGACGAAACGCAAUGAUCGAAGAUGCUUUCAACGCGAUGCUCUUGGCUCAGAUGCUCGUUUGCACCAUAACUUUUUGUUUUCAAGGAUUCGCGAUGUUUACGACGGUGAUGGAUGAAAGAGAAGGCAGCUUUCCGAUCCUCGGAAUGACCUUUUUUGUUCUUCAUGCUAUUUACACUAUAAUGCAUCUGUUCGUGUAUUGUUGGGUCGGUGAUGUUUUGAUCGUCGAGAGUACGGAUAUUGGUUUUUCACCUUACGAAAGUUACUGGUAUCUCAUGAGUUCAGCGGAGAUGAAAGCUCUCAUGUUUGUGACUCAUCGAUCGAGAACUCCUCUCCAAAUAACUGCUGGAAAAUUUUGCAGUUUUUCCCUCGAAAUGUUCACGAGUAUAAUGAAAACUUCGAUGGGAUAUCUUUCGGUAUUGCUCGCCAUGAAGGAUCGACUUUUAUCGUACCUUCGUAGCAAUCUGACCGCUUUAAUUGGUUGUCUCGUUAUCAACAUUCCCGUUUCAAUGUCGAUUUACAAAUUAUUCAUACUCCGUUUCCGUAGAGCAGCUCUCGAAGUGAUCCUUGCCUCAAUGGCCAAGGAUUGGGCCGUCGUGAGAACGGACGAGGAGAUGAAAGUCAUGAUCGAGAAAGCAAAAUAUUCCCGAAUUAUUUCGAUAAUGUCAGUUUCACUGGCGUUCGUCGUACUGAUUGCAUUUUCUAGUGUCGGGGCUUGGGAAGCGCGGACUCAACGCCAAUUUAUUACGAACGAGACAAAAGUCGGGGUCGGUUUUCUCUAUUGCGCUUAUUUUCCCUACGAUACAACGGAAACAUCUUCAUUCGUGACAACGUGGUUGAGCCAAUUUUUCGUUACGAUAGUCGCAAUGAUCGGUUUUUCAGGACCGGAUAGUUUAAUGGCCAUGAUAGUAUUGCACAUUUGUGGACAAUUGGCUACUGUGAGAAUAGCUCUCACUCAUAUCGCGGACAAAGAGAGCGUUGACGAUCCUAACACGUACUGGGAAAGACUCGGCACUAUUGUCGAAAGACACGAAGAACUCAAUCGCCAGGGAGAAUUGCUCGAAUCAUCUUUCAAUAUGAUGCUCUUGAUGCAAAUGGUUCUCAACACCAUCACUUUUUGCUUUCAAGGCUACAUGACGUUUACGAGCACUGCUCUCAGUUACGCUCCUUAUGAGAGCGAUUGGUCUCGUCUGUCGUCUGUUCAGGCGAGACCGUUGAUGAUGGUGACGCAUCGAUCUCGAAUCCCUUUGCAAAUAACUGCCGGUAAAUUCGUUGGGUUUUCACUCGAAUUAUUUACCAGUACUGCGAGUCUGCGAUUUCUCUGGGGCAAUCUCAACUCCAUUAUAGAUUGUUUGUCUACCAAUAUGUCCAUCGCUAUGUCAAUUGUCAAAAUUCUCGUUCUCCAGUCACAGCGAAAAGGACCCGAUUGCAUAGUCUCUAUGAUGGUGCUUCACCUCUGUGGCCAGCUCAGAAUUCUCCGUUGUUCCUUGAGACACGUCGUUAAUGGUACGACCAUCAAAGAACCUCAUUUGUUUUGGAAGAACUUUAAAGUCAUUGUCGAUAGACAUGAGCAGCUCAAUAGAUUUGAAAUCGUCAUGACUAGAGAUAAUCCAGGAUUCGAGUACGCGCACGGUUGGAAUCGUUUCAACAUGAGGGUGAUUGGUGCAUGGCCGGACAAUGAUGAAAAUUUUAUCAUAAAAAAUCGUUCGCUAGUAUACGCGGUAGCGAUUUUUACAGUUAUUUGGCUACCAAUGACCGCUAGUUUAGCGUACCUUCGUAACGAUAUGACCGAAUUAAUUGGGUGUCUUGUUAUUAAUAUUCCCGUUGCAAUGUCUAUUUACAAAAUUGUUCUACUUCGUUUGCGGAGGUCGGCUCUCGAAGUAAUCCUUUUCGCAAUGGCCAAGGAUUGGUCGAUCGUGAGAACGGACGAGGAAAUAGAUACGAUGAUCGAGAAAGCCAAAUAUACCAGAAUCAUUGCUUACAUGUCAGUCUCAUUGGCAUCUGCUGUGAUGAUAGCAUUCUCCACAGUCGGGGCUUGGACAGCACCUAUACAGCGGCAGUUUAUCACGAACGAAACAAAAGUGGGAGUCGGUUUUCUCUAUUGUGCUUAUUUCCCCUACGAUACUACAGAAACGCCUCUAUUUGUGUCAACCUGGUUGAGCCAAUUUUUCGUCACGAUAGUCUCGAUGGUUGGUUAUUCAGGACCGGAUAGUAUAAUGGCGAUGAUGGUAUUGCAUCUUUGUGGACAAUUGGCAACAGUAAGAAUAGCUCUUACGCACAUAGUGGACGAAGAGAGCAUCGAGGAUCCGGACACCUAUUGGGAAAGACUCGGUUCUAUUAUCGAGAGACACGAAGAGCUCAAUCGCCACGGUGAGCUGCUUGAAACAUCUUUCAACAUGAUGCUCUUGAUGCAGAUGGUGCUCAAUACUAUUACUUUUUGCUUUCAAGGCUUCGUAACAUUCACGACGUUGAUCGAAGGGCUGACCGGUGAUGAAGAUUUCCCCUUCCUUCAAAUGAUUUUUCUCGUUGUUCAUCUCUUUUACACCAUUCUCCAUCUUUUCGUGUACUGUUGGACCGGCGAUCUUCUCACUUGUGAGAGCACCGCUCUCAGCUACGCUCCUUAUGAGAGUGACUGGGUUCGUCUGUCGCCUGCUCAGGCAAAGGCGUUGAUGAUGGUGACGCACAGAUCACGAAUUCCGCUUCAAAUAACUGCCGGAAAAUUCGUUGGUUUCUCACUCGAAUUAUUCACCAGUAUUAUAAAAACAUCGAUGGGCUACCUUUCGGUACUUUUGGCAGCUUGGUCAGCGUCAUAUCAACGCCAAUUUAUCACAAACGAGACUAAGUUGGCAGUUGGUUUUCUUUAUCCCGCUUAUUUUCCAUACGAUACUAAAGAAUUGCGAGGAUACUUGCCAACGUGGUUUGGCCAAUUUUUCGUAACGAUAGUCUCCAUGAUCGGUUAUUCAGGACCGGAUAGUUCAAUGGCCAUGAUGAUAUUGCAUCUUUGUGGGCAAUUGGCUACAGUGAGACUGGCACUUGCUAAGAUCGUGGACGAGGAAUGCAUCAAGGAUCCAAGCGUCUACUGGAAAAAACUUUCCACGAUUAUCAAGCGACACGAAGAGCUCAAUCGAUGUGGCGAGUUGCUGGAAGGAUCUUUUAACGGGAUGCUUCUAAUACAAAUGAUACUCUGCACUGUAACAUUUUGCUUCCAAGGCUUCGUGACAUUCACGACGGUGAUCGAAGGACUGACCGGGGAUCGAGAUUUUCCCUUUCUCCAGAUGACGUUUGUUAUCAUUCAUGGGUUUUACACUAUUCUUCAUCUCUUCGUGUAUUGCUGGGCCGGAGAUCUUCUCGUUUUUGAAAGCACUGCUCUGAGCCGCGCUCCUUACGAAAGCGAUUGGUUUCGUCUCCCGCCCGCUCAGGCAAGGGCCCUUAUGAUGGUAACCAAUAGAUCUCGAAUUCCUCUUCAAAUAACUGCCGGUAAAUUCGUUGGGUUUUCACUCGAAUUGUUCACAAGUAUCAUGAAAACGUCGAUGAGCUACCUCUCUGUACUCCUGGCUAUGAUGAAUAGUUGAACCUUCUCUUAAGUCGUACUGUAUUCUCGAGAAACACGGUUCUCACGUAUCACGUAAUGUUAAGAUAAAACGAGAAUGUAUAUGAAA